CUUGAAACGGAACUUUAACUUGAUGGUCGACCUUUUCAGCAGAGCAACAAGCCAUCAGCUAGAUAUAAAUACCACACGCAUCUCACAUAUGGUUAAACUUUUUCAACAUCACAAACAGCAAGUGUUUACUCUUGCUUACUCUCAACCGUAAAGUAUAAAGCGAUUCCCCAUCAUAGGACUCUCUCAGUCCCAGUCAAAAACACCUUGCAUCUCCCAAGAUGCAUUUUUCAACUGUCCUGUCAACUCUUGCUUGCGGCUCUGUCGUAUUUGCUCAGCUUCCUCAGCUUCCAUCAACCCCCUUUCCAACGGGUAUUAUUCCUACCCCGACCAUUCUUCCAGUCCCUGUCCCAUCCCUUCCGGCAGGAUUUUCGGCCUUGGCUGCGGAUAUCUUGGCUUUUAUCAGGACACUGCUUAGCACGCCAGGCGACUCCGCCGUAGCUGUUGACGCGAUUCGAAAAGCUAUCGCAGCUCUCACAAGAGAUGUUGCAGCGUUACAGGGCGGGAUUAGCGGUGUACCCAGCCUUCCUGAUGGUGGUCAGGCCUUUGUGGACCAGAUUGCCAGUACCAUCUGCCCUCAAAUCAAGAGCAUCGAGGCACAGCUUCCAAGUCUACCAUUCCCCUCCAGCUUGUUUGUUCCCCUGUUUAACGUUAUAUUAGCAUUGAUAAUUGGACAGUCCUUGACUACCGCUUUGGGAAGUAUCCCAUCGACUGCGAGUAUCGACAAAUCAGUAGCCCUUGUAUGCCUGAGUGAAAUAAUUCCCAACUUGAUCACCAGGUCAGGUGGUGCAACUCUUCCGAUCGACUUUACCGCUUAAGUGCAUAAGAUCGAAUCGGAGGCUUUUGUUUUUGAGAAACGAACUGGCUCGUGCUGGGACGCCAGCUAGUAUGCCCGAAUGGGAAAUAGGGAUAAAUUCGGCUUAAUUUCUUACCUCUCA
Truncatella angustata is the source of this 935-nucleotide messenger RNA. RefSeq lists its product as uncharacterized. Bases 219 to 815 code for a protein of 198 amino acids. The transcript has 3 exons. The record is from RefSeq and is a predicted model, not a curated record. NCBI's taxonomy places the organism in Eukaryota, Fungi, Ascomycota, Sordariomycetes, Amphisphaeriales, Sporocadaceae.